Tetrapisispora phaffii CBS 4417 is the source of this 1359-nucleotide messenger RNA. Its product is annotated as HAD family hydrolase. NCBI's taxonomy places the organism in Eukaryota, Fungi, Ascomycota, Saccharomycetes, Saccharomycetales, Saccharomycetaceae. Gene Ontology annotation, molecular function: phosphoprotein phosphatase activity. The coding region runs from base 1 to 1359 and encodes 452 amino acids. The transcript has a single exon. Gene Ontology annotation, cellular component: plasma membrane. The record is from RefSeq and is a predicted model, not a curated record.
AUGAGUUUUGUAUUUUCGCUGCUUUGCUGUCUGGACAAUGACACGCAUAAACCAGAGUCGCAGUCCACGAUUCGAGAGCGUAAGGCUAUCCAGAAAGAACUUGCAGGGAUACAAAAGGCACAGACGCACAAUCGUCAUCGAUCCGGAUCUCCUGCCGGUAAGCUUCAUGAUGGAUAUAAUGGGCUCAAAACCGCGAAGAGAGCAGAGAUAGAUGAGGAGGACGACGACGAAGUAAAGGAUAAUGAAACAGAGGUCAACGUCAAUGUGCAUAGAGAGAGUGAUGGAAAUAAUGAUAGUGAGGAUGACAGAAAUAAAAACAGCGUUGAUACUGCAUUCACAGCUUCGAAUGAAGAAGACAAUAAUAAAACGGCAGAGGAUAACAAGAAUAGUAAUGACCAUGAUAAUAGUAAUGAUAAUAAUACCAGUAACAAUAAUAACAACCAUAACAAUGAUAAACAUACCAGCACUAAGGAGAGUAGGGGGACUAACAUGGCAACAGGCAGUGAUGAAGAUGUAAACUACAUAGGAAACACAACAGAUGAGGAGAAAAUAUCUAGCGAGAAAACAAGAACCCAUAAUUUACCUGAUAUUGCUGCCAUUGAUUCCCGCACGUCAGAAGAAACAAACGGACUUACAAAAAACGCAUCUAAGAGGACCACAACCAAUGAGGAUUCAACUUCAGAUAAUGAUUCACUUUCAUAUAACGCAGACGAAUAUUCCCAAGGUUACGAACAGAACGAUAACACAGAACAUUUUAUAGAUUUAACAUUAUUGCAAGAAGGUCAAAGCCAUGCACCGGGAUUUGAUACACUACUGCCUCCAAUUGAGAAAAAAUUUGCAGACAGAAAAUGUCUAGUACUGGAUUUGGAUGAAACUUUAGUUCAUUCUUCAUUUAAAUAUUUGAAUAUCGCUGAUUUUGUUUUACCAGUAGAUAUUGAUAACCAAGUUCAAAACGUUUAUGUUAGUAAAAGACCUGGUGUUGAUGAAUUUCUAAAAAUUGUCGGAGAUCUCUACGAAGUGAUUGUUUUCACAGCGAGUGUCUCGAGAUACGGCAAUCCACUAAUGGACAUUUUAGAUCCUCAUAAAUAUAUUCACCAUAGACUAUUCAGAGACUCAUGUUAUGUUUAUGAAGGCAAUUAUGUGAAAAAUCUAUCACAGAUAGGCAGGCCGUUGGGUGAUAUAAUUAUUUUAGAUAAUUCACCAGCAUCUUAUAUUUUCCACCCCCAACAUGCCAUUCCCAUUUCAUCGUGGUUUUCUGAUUCACAUGAUAGUGAAUUAUUAAAUAUCAUUCCUUUGUUAGAGGAUCUUUCCAAAAAGUCUGUCCUUGAUGUAGGAAAGAUUUUAGACGUGGCAAUAUAA